AUGGCCGACGCCGCGUCCAUUGCCACCGACGCCACGUCUGCCGCGGCAGAGAACAUUGCCGUGUGCAUCCGCGUGCGGCCAUUGAACGAGCGGGAGACGCGCGCGGGCGACGCGGCCGCGCUGUGCUGCGUGCCGUCGCUGCACGUGGUGUCGCUCACGGACCCCGAGACGGGCGCGCCGCUCUCUGGCAAAGGUAACGUGUUCCAGUACGACGAGAUCUUUGACGCCAGCAGCGACACGGCCGCCAUGUACGCGCGCGUGGGGCGCCGCAUCGUGCACUCGACGCUGCAGGGCAUCAACGGCACGAUCUUUGCCUACGGACAGACGAGCUCGGGCAAGACGUACACGAUGCAAGGCGACGGCGGGGCGCCGGUCGAGCCCGAGACGAGUCGCUCGGGGCUCUUGCAGUUGGCCGUCGACGACAUUUUCCAGUUCAUUGCAGCGUGCGGCGACCGCGACUUUCUGCUGCGCGUCUCGUUUGUCGAGAUCUACAACGAAGUGGUGAAAGAUCUGCUGACGCCGACGGACCGAGGCGCGAACUUGAAGCUCCGGGAAGACCCGAAGAAAGGCGUGUACGUCGAAUGCCAAGAGAAGAUCAUUACGAACUACGAGGACAUUGUGACGUUGCUGCAGACGGGCAAUCGGAACCGCACGGUGGGCCACACGGCCAUGAACGACAAGAGCUCGCGCUCGCACAGCGUCUUUCGGAUCGUGAUUGAGAGCAAGCACAAGGACGUCUCGAGACGGCUGUCCGAGGAAGACGUGGACGGCGCGGUGCUGGUGGCCAGCCUAAAUCUCGUCGACCUCGCUGGAUCGGAGAGUCUCCGACAUACUGGGGCCGAAGGCAUUCGGCAACGAGAAGCCGGCAACAUCAACAAGUCGCUGCUGACGCUGGCGCGCGUGAUCAACGCUCUCGCUAGCUCAGGCGGAGGCGGACAGAAUGCGCCGUUCCGAGACAGCAAGCUCACGCGACUCCUGCAGAACUCACUCGGCGGGAACACACGCACGCUCAUCAUCUGCUGUGUGACCCCAAGCGACAGGUACAUUGAAGAAACCAAGAGUACGCUGCAGUUUGCAGCCCGUGCAAAAGAUAUACAGACAACAGCGACUGUGAAUGAAGUGCUUGAUGACCAGACACAGCUUCGCCGUCUUAAGCGCGAGGUGCACGAGCUCCGAACGCUGGUGAACUCGGAAGCGCUGACUGCGCUGAAAGCUGAGAACGAAGCGCUGAUUAGCGAGAAGCAUUGCAACAAGUCGGAGAUGGCGCGACUCAUGGGGCUGAUCCUUUCCAGCACCUCUGUGGCAAAAGCCAACGCUGCGAGCAAAGAGCGCAAACAGCGGGGCAAACGGACGAGGGAGACGUGGGGACCAGGCGACUUUCCUGCCGAUAUCAAGGCACUACGUUCCUUCUUGCCCCACCUGUAUCCUCACAAACGGCAUUCUUUGGCAAAAGAAAACGUGGAUCCUCAGACACCUUUUCACGUCAAUGAAGACGUCAAUGAUAUUUCAGCAGCAAAAGGGAACUUCAAGCUUCCAUUACCAGCGAUGAGCAAACUUGAGCCGGCGUGGAGUGAACUGGACGAUAGCGCCAAAAACGUGCUCGAUCUGUUUUCGGCAGUCUAUUGGAUUCACCAGGAUGGAAGUUGCAAGGACGCGAUUGCUGCAGUGGAAACAAUCGUGCACGAAAAACGUGCAUUGCUCGAUGAUGCUCAGCGUACUCGUGCGUUUGACGUGCUAGCAAACAUGGUGGCUAACGUGCAGUCGAUGCAUGCUAUGGAUGGAAAGCAAUUGCUGGGGCAAGAUGUGAAAGCCCGGUGCCUAGAAGUAGAUCAUCACAGCUCAGAAAGUUCGCUGAAGGUCACUACGCUCGUCGAAGAAAUGAAGGCCAAGCUAGAGUUUACUCAGGAAUCUUUGGUCAAGGAAAAGAAGCGCUGUCACGAUCUGGAGAUGGAAAAAGCCAGCACCCAACAAAUGGCAGAAGAAGAAUUGGGUGCACUCCGUUGUCAGCUGGAGACCUUGAAACUUGAGUCCCGUGAUUUGCAGCACCGACUCGACCGUGAGAAACAUCAGCUGACAGCCACCAUUUCGACGCUUGGUGAUGAAGGCAGUAUGAGUUCGCGCAGUAGUGGGAAUGAGCGGGAUAGCGGUUUGAAAGAUGCGGAAGCGUCACAGACUGUUCUUCGGCUGGCCGCUGUAGAGUGCGACGUGGAAAUUGACUAUCCGACGUUACGUGAGAAUGAAGUCGAGUCGACAGAGGUAGCUUCACAAGUCGAGUCUAUAGCAGAAGAGGAGGAAGAGCUGGUGCUGCAAGAAGAGGAUGCUUGUGCGCUGGAAAAUGGAGAGCAAAAGGCUGUAUCGCAAAACGAAAUGCCGUCGAUAAAAAACGAUACGGUAUCACGACAAGAUGCGCCUGUUACAGACCAACUCGAAAGUUUGGUUGUGGAGAAACUUGCUGGAGAGUUGCAAAGCAUCAUGCAGGAGCUUGCACAACUGCAGUCAGACCACGAACAGACAGCUCUGGAGAAAGAAGAGCUACAAGCAGAGGCAGAAAAAAUGAGCGAGGAAAUUGAGGUUGCGCAACGUCAUGUUUGCGAGAUGAGUGAGGCGUUGAUGGAGAAAGAGCACAUUGCGAAGGUUUUGCAGGCACAGAUGGAUGCGAAGCUCAUGACGAUCUCACAGAUGCAGACAAAGUACAGCGAAGAAGUCGGAAUGUUGCAACAGAGUAUCCAGGACCUUGUGACGGAAAAAGAUCAGCUUCUUGCGAAAACUCACGGGGGGUCGGAUGCCGAACGAGGCGCUACUACAGACGACAUGGAUCCGCAAAAGCCGGUGAUCGAAUGUAGCGACAGCACGGAGAAGCGUGUAUGUGAAGAAGACGAUACUAUUGACCUGCGCUCGGAAGUGGCACAGUUAGCCGAGCAGCUUGUUGCGGUUAAGUCAGAGCUGUCAGAUACAAAGGAACGCUUACAAGCAACCCUUCAGACGUGUGAUGCUACUUUAUGCCAUCCAAAGCAAGAGACCGAUCCUGAUUCGAGCGUUUUGGCGGAUGAACAGGAGCAGGUUGCGGACGUCGGCUCACUGGACCAACCUGAUCUGCGUUACAACGAGCUCAAAGAAGAUUUUGCGCGAGUCAGUAAAGCGCUGGAUAACGUUUCGCGUGAGCGCAACGAUUGUGUCGAAGAGCUGCGUGCUUUGGAAUCCCAGCUGAUGGAGGUAUCGGAAGAGAAAAUGAAAUUUGCGGUCGCCGCCAACGAACAAGAAAACAAGCUUCGAAAGGUGCAGCAAGACGUCUUGUCAUCCUCGGCAACGAUUGCAACGCUUCGAGCGCAGCUGGAAGACGCUCAUUCAGCAAAAGCGGAGUUGGAAGCGAGCAAAAGUGAGCUUGAGCAAAGCAUCGGGGAACUCCAGACCUCUUUGACGACGUUACAAGUAGACUAUGCCGCGCUGGUGAAGCAGAUGCAAGACCGUGAAACAGUGGCAACGCCCGGAAAUGAGAGUAGUACCGCUGAGAUGGAACAUGUACAGCAGCGUCUCGAGAUUGAGUCCAGAGAGCGUACAAAGCUUCAGCUGGAUGUCCAAUCAUACGAAGAGACUUUGUCCGUCUUGCGCGAGGAAGCGAAGAAUAGCUCGGACACGGUCGCAGACCUGCUAGAGAAGAUGAGGUCGCUAGAAACGGACCUCGAUUCAGCUGGUCGUCUGCAAGAAAAGCAGGAUAAAGAAGUAGCAAGUUUGACAAUUGCUCUGGCAAGGUCGAAGGAGGAACUGGAUGAAAUGCGUAUCCAGGGUAAGCAGCGUCUUGUUGCCGCGGAAGGAAAAGAGAUGGCGCUUCAGGAAACGAUUUUGGAGCUUGAGCAGCAGCUCAAGACACUAUCGGGUGACGCAGGUGUGGAAAAUGCGUUGCCGCAGAACGAUCUGAGGGAGGAGAAGCUAAAUGAGGCAAGAGCAACACAGGCUGAGCUCCAAUCCCUAGUCGCAGCGCUGGAGGACGAGUUGGCGAAGGCGCAACGAGAGUUGCUUGAGCAAGACUCAGCGUGGAACAAGAAGCAAGAAUUGGCAAAGAAGGAGUUUGCUCGCUUGAUGUUGGAACAGACGCAACUGCGCGACGAAGUACUUGCUCUCCAAAGUAGUGCGGAAGCCGCUCAGGAGGCGCAUUCUAACGAAUUGCUGAAGGCACAAGAAUCGUGCACGGAGGUUUUGGCGCAAAAGGAAGCGAUGCAACGAGAAUUCGAAGCAGCAAGCACCGUGUGGGAAGAAAAGCAACAGGAUCUCGUGCGUCAGAUGGAUAGCUUUCGUGAGCAGUAUCAAACAGCACAGACAGAACUUGAUGAGUACCGGAAAAACGCGGAUGACGAAAUACACCGACUUCUCUCAGUCGUCGAGCAAAGUGAUGCCGAGCUGAACGAGCUGAAGCAUUCUUAUGGAGCAAGGGAGGAGGACUAUGAGAAAAAGAUCAGUGAGCAAGAAGAUCGGAUAAAGAGCUGCGGAGAAACGCUGCAAGCAGAGUACAGCGAGCUCGAGGCUGCACAUCAGCAGAUGAAGAAAGAAAACGCCAUGCUUGAGGAUCAACGCAGACGCAUCGAGGAGCAGCUUCAGAACGAAAUCGACGAGCUGCAGCAGACUUGUGCUGCGGUACAGACGCAGCAAGCCAAGUACCAAGCUAAGCUGAAGGAGAUGGAAGCUCAGCUGGAACUGACCGAGAAUGAAGUGACAAAGAAAUGUGGUGAGCUAAAGAGUCUUGCGAACUCGCUGAAGGCUGCAGAGAAGGAGGCUGUCAACAACCACAACAAGCUGGUGGAAGCCCAGCUUGCAAACGAAAGUAUGGAGAAGCUUGUCGACAAACAGAAGGCGCGUAUCGAUAAAUUGGAUAGGGUCAAAAUGACAACAGAGACGCUGGAGAUGUUCCGUAAGCUGAAAAAGGACCGCUUGGACUUGCAGGUCAAAGUGCAAAGUCUGCAAAAGCACUUGGCCGAAGCAGAGCAGGCCCCGGCACAAAGCCGAGACGAUCGAACGGACAAGCGGUCGGUGGCAUACAAGAAUGAAGAGCUGAGCCAGUUGAAGGAGCAAGUCGAAGAGCUUCGUGAAGCCGUGCGCGAUGAGAAACAUAAAGCGCUACAUGACAAGGCGAAAAUGCGUGCGGCACUGAACGAUGAACGCGAGAAAGCCGAGCACGAGAUCCAGGAAAUGCAAGCCUUGGUGAAGGAAAAGAUGGAGCUUGUGGAAACGCUGGAGUCGCAACUAGCGUCAGUCGAGGAUGCGAUGGCAAAGCUUUGCAAAAAGAAGAGUGAGAGUGUGUCGUACCUUGAAAACGAACCCCUUCGUCAUCAUUCGACGACAAGCCGGGAGCAGAAGAAGCAGAUGGAAUACACGUCGUCACUAUCUGAGAAGGACGAAGUGACUGGAGGCACAGGCAUGUACGACAUACCCGCCACUGCGGCUGCAAAGGUAGUCGAUGGAGACAUCAGCACUACCAGAAAAGCUUCCGAGGUGAAUGUGGGCACGGACGACGUCAAUCUCGACGACUGCGACGCUACAACUGAAGCCUCGCCUCACCUGCAAGGAACCUCGUCAGGUGCUGCCAAAGCAGGUGGCUUCGUACUCCCGGCACAGACGGAUGCGAUAGCUACAAACAGCCAGGAAGAACCGAAUGGAGGAGAGCACCCGGAAUGCGCUCAGCAGUAG
Messenger RNA from Hyaloperonospora brassicae, 5679 nucleotides. The record is from the annotation of a GenBank genome assembly. Lineage: Eukaryota; Oomycota; Peronosporomycetes; Peronosporales; Peronosporaceae.